Molecule: messenger RNA, 735 nt
Organism: Parnassius apollo (apollo)
Lineage: Eukaryota; Metazoa; Arthropoda; Insecta; Lepidoptera; Papilionidae
Source: the annotation of a GenBank genome assembly
AUGAGCCGAAGGAAAAAUUUAAAUUCUGAUGAUAUUCAACAGUUUCUCGAAAUUCCUUCCGGUAGUGAAGAUGACCUGGAACUGUCUGAUAAGGACAGCGAUGACGACUUGAUCAGAAUCCAGGAUUUGGUGUUGAACGAAGUGGAGACGUGCCCUGAAGUACUACCGGAUGAUUUCUUCGAUGAGAACGUGAGCAUACCUAGUCCAAGGUCAAGCAGUUGUAUGUUAGUGAUUCAGCCAACAAGCAGUUCUUCUAACACAGCCAACGUUGCAUCACAACCUAGUACUUCCAGGCAAGUAAAUCCUAGAUCCAGCCGAGUAGCAUCACGACCUCAAGCAGUACCUACUCCCCGCAUCAUUUCACCUUCCCCACAGCCUGUCAGGCCUGCCAGGCCAAAACCUAAGAGAGAAUACAUAUGUUGGAAGAUGGACUUUCAGCCACCUGAUACCACAUUUACUGGCGUUGACGUGUUGGAACAACCAUAUACUACAUUUGAAACACCUUUGCAGUACUUUUUGCACUUUUUUGACGACGAUUUGUUGGAUCACAUUGCUGAAGAAUCUACUAAAUACAGCAUACAGAAGGAUUGCUCAAAGCCAGUUUUGGUUACAAAGACGGAACUCAAAAAAUAUUUAGGCAUCUGUCUCUUGUUAGGACUGGUGCCACAGCCAAACAUUCGCAUGUUGUGGAAUUCUAUAUUAGGUAUACCACUUGUAAACGAUGACACUCGGUAA